Perca flavescens (yellow perch) is the source of this 1851-nucleotide messenger RNA. RefSeq names its product zinc finger protein 16 like (gene znf16l). Gene Ontology annotation, cellular component: nucleus. Lineage: Eukaryota; Metazoa; Chordata; Actinopteri; Perciformes; Percidae. Gene Ontology annotation, biological process: regulation of gene expression. The record is from RefSeq and is a predicted model, not a curated record. The transcript has 3 exons. The coding region runs from base 157 to 1851 and encodes 564 amino acids.
UUUUGUUUUGAAGACAGAUUCCUCUUACAUCCGGCGUUACUAGCGCUAACUCCGAAAAACUACUGUCUUUCAGCAUCAUCCAAACAUUAGCUUGUUGGUUAGCUUUUCAGCUAGCCAAACUCUUAGGAAAAAUAGAGCUCCUAGCCAAGCUUAUCUAUGAGUCGCAAACGAAACCACAGUUUCGCUGAAACGAGCCUGUCUCCUGAACUCCACGGUGCCUUCAUGGAGCCUCCCGGUUCAGCGAGCCGAGGCGACGGCGAUUUCCUGGAGCUGGAGCACGACGAGGAGCUGCUCUGCUCGGUCAGCGACAUCACCGAGCACCUCGGCAGAAACAUCACCGUGGUGCUGGAGACAGCGCUGUCUGAGAUCCGCAAAAUGGUCAGCAUCAGGAUACGAGUCCUGAAAAUGGAGCUGCGCGAGAAAACCGAAGAAAUUGAAGUCUUAAAGGCGAGACUAGAUACAGUCCAGCGGGAUGGCAGGGACCCUUUCCCCGGCGUUACGACCAUGGAGCCGUCUGGAGAUGCUGGCUUCAAGAAACAUGACUUCAGCUCAGGCACCAAACACAAUAGUAUCGACCCAAGGAGAGCCAAGGCUGUCAUGCCGGGUGUGAAGAAGGAGAAUAUAGAUGCUAUUUGCGACUAUCUGAUGAAAGACAAGAACUCGAGGGGGUGUGCUGAAAUGGACGCAGACCAGAGCAGCCAAGCCAGCGGCGACCGGGAGCCUCGCCAAGAUCCGGACCCGCACUCCCUCAACCUGUGGCCCGACAGCGGCAUGGCUGGCUCCGGGCACGGGCACGGAGACUCUGAGUCCACCACAGAUGACCUGUUCAGUAUGCUCCCCUCUGGCAGCAAACGGAUGUAUGACUACGAAUGGAUAGCACCAAUGGAUUAUUCUUCAGACCUGAAAGUUCUGAAGGAGCCGGAGUGUGAGAGCAGCCCGAAGGCCCCGACCGAGGACGAUGAGGAAGAAGAGUCGCCGAGGAGGGACGGGGGAGUGCUGGAGCCGGCCCAGGCCCCGCUGUCGCACGUCCAUCCCUCCGAGUUCUCCAUGGAGCCCCAGAGCUCUCCGGGGGAGGGGGGGAGUCCCUUGCAGGGCAGCACAGACAGGCCUGUGGCAGGCCAGCAGUUCCCCGGCCACACCUACAUCUGCUCUCUGUGUGGAACCUUCUGCCCCGACUCUGUGUUCCUCGAGGAGCAUGUCAAACUGAUACACUCGGACUCUGCCGGCGCCCAGGCUCUCCAGGCCCUGCAGUCCACCUGCUCGGCGGUGCCUGCCAUGGGGGACGGCAACGCUGACCCGAGGAGGGGCGGCGGCGGCGGCGGGGGGCAGAGCGAGGAUGGCACAGGGGCCGGGGCCGGGGCUGGGGCUGGCGGCGGUGGCAUGGCGCGGGGAGCGGCACCUGUGAAAAAGGAGAUUAAAAUCGAGGGCGGGUACGAGUGCGGGGACUGCGGCCGCCGUUUCAACUACCUUGGCAACCUGCGGCAGCACCAGCGCAUCCACACCGGGGAGAAGCCCUUCAUGUGUCCCGAGUGCGGGGAGCGCUUCCGCCACGCCGCCCGCUUAAAAAGCCACCGUCUGGUGCACAGCAGCGCCCAGAGCCCCUUCCCGUGCCCCCAGUGCGGGAAAGGCUUCUCAGUGCUGUCGGGACUCAAGAGACACCAGCGCGUGCACACGGGCGAGAGCCCGUACGCCUGUCCACAGUGCGGCCGGCGCUUUAAGGAGCUGGGGAACCUGUACACCCACCAGAGGAUCCACAGCGGCGCCACGCCCUACUGCUGCCAGCAGUGCGGCCGCAGCUUCCGCCACCUGGGGACGUACAAGAGCCACCGCUGCACGCCGCUAGGGGUGUAA